AUGGAAAAGGAGGCAAAGGGCAAGGUAAAGGAGGCGCCAAGCGACAUCGUGAAGUGCUCUAGAACAGCAGGCAAGGGAUGGCCAAGCAGAAAUUCGGGAGGUUCUGAAGGUGUUCGUCAAAAACGUGAUACGGGAUGCGAUGAUCUACAGUGUAUAGGCGAGGAGAAAGACGGUGACGGCUGUGGAUGUGGACUAUGCUCUCAAACGGCGUGGACUUACGCUGAGCCGUCUCGGAGGGCAGUCAUAUGGCAUCGAUAA
This is a messenger RNA of Angiostrongylus costaricensis, 258 nucleotides long. Lineage: Eukaryota; Metazoa; Nematoda; Chromadorea; Rhabditida; Metastrongylidae. The record is from the annotation of a GenBank genome assembly.